CUGAGCAGGAUGCCCUCUGACCUCCAGGAGUGUCACCUGACCUCCAGCUGUGGCUCCUACAUCAAAACCGAGCCCUCCUCCCCUUCCUCCUCAUUGGUUGACACCGUCAGUCACCACAGCCCCUCGGCCAAUAGCGACGCCAGCAGCGGCUACGUCAACGUAAACAACCUCAACGGACGCUCGCACGUCCUCGACUCCCAGCCCAUGUUCAACCCGGGCAUGCUGGGAGGGGGCGGAGCCUGUCUCCGGCGCUAUGACGACUGCGGAGUGGGCAUGACAGAUGAUUCACCGAUCAAGUGCGAGUAUAUGUUGAAUGCGAUUCCGAAAAGGCUGUGUCUGGUGUGUGGGGAUAUCGCAUCAGGUUACCACUAUGGGGUCGCCUCCUGUGAGGCCUGCAAAGCCUUCUUCAAAAGGACCAUACAAGGGAACAUAGAGUACAGCUGUCCGGCAACAAACGAGUGUGAGAUCACCAAGAGGAGACGCAAGUCCUGCCAGGCCUGUCGCUUCAUGAAGUGUCUCAAAGUAGGCAUGCUCAAAGAGGGUGUGCGUCUGGAUCGUGUGAGGGGUGGAAGACAGAAGUACAAGAGGAGAAUGGGGGACACGGAGAACGGGGCCUAUCUAGGCCUGACACUUCCUCCUCCUGCCAAAAAGCCAUUGACAAAGAUCGUGUCUCACCUGCUGGUGGUUGAACCAGAGAAGAUCUAUGCCAUGCCAGACCCGACCAUGCCAGACGGAGACAUCAAGGCCCUGACCACACUGUGUGACCUGGCUGACAGAGAACUGGUGGUCAUCAUCGGCUGGGCCAAACACAUCCCAGGAUUCUCCAGCCUGUCUCUGGCAGACCAGAUGAGUCUACUGCAGAGUGCCUGGAUGGAGAUCCUGGUCCUGAGCAUCGUGUUCCGCUCGUUGGCCUGUGAGGAGGAGCUGGUGUAUGCUGAGGACUAUGUGGUGGAUGAGGAGCACGCUCGUCUAUCUGGCCUGCUGGACCUACACGUUGCCAUCCUGCCUCUGGUCCGACGCUAUAAGAAGCUGAGCAUGAAGAAAGAGGAGUUUGUCACGCUCAAGGCCAUCGCCCUCGCUAACUCAGACUCCAUGCAUAUAGAGGAUGUAGAGGCUGUUCAGAGGCUCCAGGACUCUCUCCAUGAGGCAUUGCAGGACUUAGAAGGUGCCCACAACACGGAGGACCCUCGGCGGGCAGGAAAGCUGCUGAUGACCCUUCCCCUGCUCCGUCAGACCGCGGCCAAGGCCGUGCAGCACUUCUACAGCAUCAAGGUGCAGGGGAAAGUGCCCAUGCACAAACUCUUCCUGGAGAUGCUGGAGGCCAAGGCUUGA
Messenger RNA from Salvelinus namaycush (lake trout), 1332 nucleotides. RefSeq names its product steroid hormone receptor ERR2-like. NCBI's taxonomy places the organism in Eukaryota, Metazoa, Chordata, Actinopteri, Salmoniformes, Salmonidae. The coding region runs from base 10 to 1332 and encodes 440 amino acids. The record is from RefSeq and is a predicted model, not a curated record. Gene Ontology annotation, cellular component: nucleus. Gene Ontology annotation, molecular function: sequence-specific DNA binding; nuclear steroid receptor activity; DNA-binding transcription factor activity. The transcript has 6 exons. Gene Ontology annotation, biological process: regulation of DNA-templated transcription.